Molecule: messenger RNA, 1062 nt
Organism: Leptopilina boulardi
Lineage: Eukaryota; Metazoa; Arthropoda; Insecta; Hymenoptera; Figitidae
Exons: 6
Coding region: 115-960 (281 amino acids)
Biological process (GO): inositol metabolic process; signal transduction; phosphatidylinositol phosphate biosynthetic process
Molecular function (GO): inositol monophosphate 1-phosphatase activity
Source: RefSeq, a predicted model, not a curated record
GAAGGCUCUCGUUUCAGUUUCAAACGCGAGUCACCGUCCAGUUCACGCAUAUACUUGUCUUGUCCUUGUCACAAUCGAAGAAGAACAAGAAGAAGAAGAAGAAAAUAAUAAAUCAUGGCACAUGUGGAAAAUUUGGACGAGUGCUCAAAAAUUCUCGAGAAACUUGUUUUAAACGCGGGAGAGGUAAUAAUCGAGGCAAUUGAUAAAGAAAAAAAUGCUGAGAGUAAAGGUAUUGAUUGGGAUUUAGUGACCGAAUAUGAUCGACAAGUGGAAGAAACAUUAGUUCAACAAUUAUUGACACAAUUCCCUCAUCACAAGUUCAUUGGCGAGGAAACAGUGGCAAAGGAAGGACAUUUGCCAGAAUUAACAGACGAUCCAACAUGGAUAAUUGAUCCAAUUGAUGGAACGACAAAUUUUGUUCAUCGUUUUCCGCACACGUGUAUUUCAAUAGCUCUGUUGAUUAAUAAGAGAACUGAAAUUGGCGUCGUUUAUAAUCCUAUUAUCAAUCAAUAUUUCUCAGCAAGAAGAGGCAAAGGUGCUUUUUUAAAUGGAAAACAAAUUAAAACAUCUUCGGUGAAAGAAUUAUCACAAGCGUUAGUAGCAAUGGAACCCUGGAUAGCAAAAGACAAGGAAUAUUUAGUUAGUAUUUACAGAAGAAUGCAUUCACUGAUUCAAGGAACCCAUGGAAUAAGAACAUUGGGAACCGCAGCUUUGACGUUAUGUUAUGUUGCAAUGGGAGCAGUGGAAGCAUAUCACGUGGAAAGUAUCGAAGCAUGGGAUGUUGCAGCGGGAAAAUUAAUUAUCGAAGAAGCUGGAGGAAUUAUUCUCGAUACGUCCGGAAAAGAAUUAGAUCUUAUGGUUCCUCGAGUAAUUGCAGCGUGUAAUCAACAAAUUGCAAAUCAGCUUGUAACUCUUUUUGAAGAAGCUGAUUUACGUGAGACCAAUAAAUAUCUUUCUUAAAUUCUUCUCAUUUUUUUUUUCAAUAUAUUGUGUAUAUUUGUAAAUAUUGAAUAAAAAUUUCUUUCUUUCUUACUAAAUAAAUAAAUGGAAAAUAAUUAAUAA